This is a messenger RNA of Motacilla alba alba, 5785 nucleotides long. It is a transcript of the gene WDSUB1, whose product is annotated as WD repeat, sterile alpha motif and U-box domain containing 1. The coding region runs from base 3466 to 5001 and encodes 511 amino acids. Gene Ontology annotation, molecular function: ubiquitin-protein transferase activity; protein binding. The transcript is spliced from 11 exons. The record is from RefSeq and is a predicted model, not a curated record. NCBI's taxonomy places the organism in Eukaryota, Metazoa, Chordata, Aves, Passeriformes, Motacillidae. Gene Ontology annotation, biological process: protein ubiquitination.
UUAAUCAUAAUCCUUGCUCUGACUGCAGAAAACACAGACAUUACCAACAGAUACUGUGGAACCACAAUAUCUGUAGUUCUCUCAAAAUAAUGUUGGGGUGUUGGUUUUUGCUGUUAAACUAGGUCUGCCAUGUUUGAGUCUUAGUGCCUAUUUUUAAAUUAACGUUUCCAUUGCUCUCCCCAGAAUAUCUUGAUCAAUAAUAUUUUCCUUUAUUCCAAAGUUCUGUUAGAAUAAUUUUUAUUACUUUGAAUAAAAAAUCACAUUUGGGUGUCAGACAGUCCUGCAUGCUAACGUGAACUCCCACACAGACUGCUACGUGCCUUUCCUUUUCAUGACCUUUCAGAAGACUUCAGUGAAGAGGUUUGCUGACAUGUACCAGAGAUGUGAAGAUUAAUCAAUGUUUUGAAUUUAAGAUGGUAAACUUGUAAGAAGAUGUUAUAAAUAUGCUUAGGCAAUUGAGAAAUCAUGAAAAUUAUUUUUUCUCAGAUUCUGUGGUGGUUAAUGCUUUGUCUGCAAUACUAGAACUGUUAGUUUUCUGAAAUAUCAGACAGGUCACUAGUUACACUACAUACAAUAUCUAUAAUACAAGUUGCAUUUUUUUCAGUUUGUAUCCCAGUUCAGCCUUACAGCUGGGAAGGUGGCAACAUCUGCUACUAUAGUGAUGACAGUGAGACAAGCAUCACCUCUAACUUGACAUGGCCAGGGUAUUAAUUUCCUUGCUAACAGCCAGUGUCUUCAUUACUCUUGCAGUAAAAUAAAUUUACAGGAAAUACUGUAUUUGAAUGGCAAGCUUGAGUCGUGCAUAUGCCCUCAUAUAUCCAUAGAAAAGAGCAGGGAUUUAACCACUAGAAAAAUGUUUGCAAUGUUUCCUCUUUGUUCAUUUUCUCUGCUGUUGAUGUUUGUAUGUUUUCUUAAGAGGAAAAAUUUUCCAGUGUGCUCUCAUCCUUUCUGAACAAAGUGUGCCAGUCUUAGUUUACAGAAUUUAUUCUGAAACUUUCAAACUUACUAUUUUAUAAAUACUGUAAUGGCACUCCAAGGAAGAGUGUUAAUGGUGGAGUGGGAGUUCUCUUUUGUCUCUUGUCAUCUCUUUGGAAAAAAUGGGAUUAUAUAAAAGCUCCUGAAAAUCAAAAUAUGUAUCUUUAAAAGGAGGUCGAAAGCCUUCUUUUUAACAGUGGCUGUCACCUAGGAUUCAGAACAAUGAAAGGCCAGGCUUCAGCCGUGGAUCACAGAGUGUGCAAUCAAAUAAAAUGCUGUGAAACAGAGCAUGAGAUGGUACAGACUAAAUACGGAAGGCUGAUCAUUUACGGAAUGGGCACAGUGACUCCGAGAAAGUGACUCUGUCUUCCUCAAAACGUGUAGGUGCCGGCUAAAGCAUUUAUUAUGUAUGAGUUGCUGAGCGUGUAUGUGAAGGGCGGGAGAGGACGGUGGUGUGAGUUACCUGACGGCUGCUGUGCCCGGGGGAGCGCUCUGUGUGGGAGCUCCCCUUCGCUGUGCUGGAGGAACGCGCCCGCGGCGGGCUGAGGCCCUCCCCGUGCCCAUGGACCUCGGCGGCAGAGCGUGGCCCCGCUCUCGGCGGCAGAGCGUGGCCCCGCUCUCGGCGGCAGAGCGUGGCCCCGCUGCCCGCUCGGACGCGGCCGGCCCCUGCCCCGCUCUGACGUGAGGGCGCGGCCGGGAUCGCAUCCGGCCCCGCCACCAUCCCACAGGCGCUGGCACGGCCCGCGCCCACGCAGGCUUCCUGCCAAGGCAGCCACAGCGCCAGCGGCCGCAGUGCGGCCCCGGGCCGGAGCUGGGAGCGCGGAGGGCUGAAGGUUUGCUUUCCUGCAGUGAGCUCCUGAAAGUCUCCUGACAGUGAGGUCAAGGUGCCUUUUUCAGCUCAUCUUUCCAGAUGUUAAGUUUUCCCUGACUCUUCGGUUUCUCGUAGUUGAAGAAAGUAUGUUUAUUUUUUUUUCUGCAGCUAUGUUAUUGAUACUCCUUCAUUUGUUUAAUGGCUUUAAAGAGAGUGGUAGUAAAAGUGAGCCUCCUGAAGCUAAAGUAGGUAGUAUUCAAUGAUCUUUAACUAAAUCGGUGUGCUGUCUGAAGAGAACAAGUAUUUUGCCCUUACAUAUGCACCUUUGUGUCUGUGUAUAUGUACAUACCUCUGCAUAUGUGUGCAUACAUUUAUACAUAUUUACAUGUCCACAUACAUACAAACAUGUGUGUAUGUAUGUUUCUAUGUUAAAAAAAAAAAAGUGUGAGUAUAUAUGGUUUUGUUCGCAGAUGCCUCAGCACUGAAAUUAUUCAGAAUGAAGCACUUAUCUAAAGCAGCAGACUAUUAUACAAGUUAACUCAAUAUACAUAGUAUUACUGUUUUGGUUUUGGGUUUUUUUUUUUUCAUUAUAAACAGCUUAUAAGAGCUGUAGGCACUUCAUUUUGGCUCCGUGCAUUUAUUCUCAGGAAACUUGUCCAUGAUCUGCAGCAUGGGGAGUAACUGGUUGGAAUGUACCUCUUUGGGGAUUUCCUGGACCUCGGCAGUGCAAAUCACUUGUCUGAUACAAUUUAAACUGGUUCUAGCAGUUUUACAUCCUGGGAAAAUGCAUAUGAAGUUCACAUUGCCUUUUGUUGUUCUGUGUAGCAGCAAACACAACCUUCUGGACUUUCUGAACCUUCUGGAGAGGUUCCAGUGCUGAUCACCCAAUUAAUAUUCACAUUUUGACUUAAAUGUUUUAGUCAGUCUGCUCAAACUUUGGAUUGGCAAUGCAAGUAUGUGGUAUUCCGCUGAUGUUUUGCCAUCACUGCUGUUGCUGUCUGUGAGAGUAAGCAGAAGGGAGCUCUUGGACAAAUUCAAACAAAAAGGAAGAGGAUGCAAGUAAGGACAGGUAGACUGGGAGGACUACAGAGAGAUCUUUCGAGCAGUCAGGGAUUAGGUUGGGAAGGCUACAGUCCUGAUGGAAUUAAAUCCAGCCAGGGAUGUCAGGGGCAACAAGAAAAGCCUUAAUAGGUAUGUUGGUAAUAAAAGGAAGAUUAGGAGAAAUGUGGCCUCCCCCUGGAAGUAAACAGAAGGCCUGGUUACCCAAGAUGUGGAGAAGGCUGAGGUACUCAAUGGCUUUCUUGUCUCGGUCUUCUCUGGAAAGUGCUCCAGCCACAAAAACGCUGGAGAGGGUCUUUUUACAAGGGCAUGCAGUGAUAGAAAGGGGGAUGGAUUUAAACUGAGAAUAGGUUUAGAUUGGAGAUUAGGAAGAAAUUCUGCGCUGUGGGGGUAGUGAAGCCCUAGCACAGGGUGCCCAAAGAAGCUGUGGCUGCCCCAUCCCUGGAAGCAUUCAAGGCCAGGCUGGAUGGGGCUUGGAGCAACCUGGGAUAGUGGAAGGUGCCCCUGCCUAUGGCAGGGGGUGAAACUGCAUGGCCUUUAAGGUCCCUUUCAACCCAAACUAGUCUGUGAUUUUAUGGUUCUCUGCUUAAACAGUGCUAGGGGAAAAUCUUACUUUGCAAAUGAGUUUUUCUUUUUUUUCCCUUCGGAGUUUGUCUUGCUCAGGUAGCGUGUUUCAUUUACGAAACAGGAAAAUUAAGUCUGUUAAACUCUUUUUCAGAUUUUUGUUUUUUCAAAUGGCGACAUUAAUUCACACUUUAGCAGAUCAUAGCGACGAUGUCAAUUGCUGUGCCUUCUCAUCAUCGUGCUUGGCUACUUGUUCCUUGGACAAAACAAUUCGCGUUUAUUCUUUGAGCACCUUCGCCGAGCUGCCGUACUCGCCGCUGCAGGGCCACGCGUACGCCGUGCACUGCUGCUGCUUCUCGCCCUCGGGGCUGCUGCUGGCCUCGUGCUCCACGGACGGCACCGCGGCGCUCUGGGACAGCCGCGACGGCCGCCGGCUGGCCGUGCUGCCGCAGCCCGGCGCCAGCCCCGUCCGCGUCUGCCGCUUCUCUCCUCAGGCCGCCUACCUGCUGGCCGGGGCGGCGGAUGGCAGCGUGGUUCUGUGGAACGUGCAGUCCACGAAACUGUACCGAUCUGGGAAAGUUAAAGGUGGUUCUUUGAUGGCUUGUGCAUUUUCUCCCAAUGGAAACUUCUUUGUCACUGGAUCAUCAAGUGGUGAUUUAACCAUUUGGGAUGAUAAAAUGAGAUGCCUGGGUAAUGAAAAAGCACAUGAUCUUGGCGUUACCUGCUGUGAUAUUUCUUCACAUCCAGUAUCUGAUAGUGAAAAUGGAUUCAAAUACUUCCAGAUGGCUUCCUGUGGACAAGAUAAUCAUAUCAAACUCUGGCUUAUUUUGUUUGCAGAUUUCUUAGGUGUCCAGUUAAAAUACAAAUGCACACUGAGUGGGCACUCUGCCCCAGUUCUGGCUUGUGCAUUUUCAUGUGAUGGACAGAUGGUAGUCUCGGGGUCUGUGGACAAGUGCGUCAUAAUCUAUGAGACUAGUACUGGCAAUACCCUUCAUACUUUGUCUCAGCAUACAAGAUAUGUUACAACUUGUGCUUUUGCACCACGUAGUCCCUUACUUGCCACAGGCUCAAUGGAUAAAACUGUGCACAUAUGGCAGCUUGACCUUAAGCAACCCUGUGCAGGAGGUACUUUAGAAAAUGAAUCCAAGGUGGCUGUUGAGGACUGGUCAGAGGAUGAUGUUUCAGCCUGGCUCUGUGCACAGGAUUUAGCAGACUUUGUUGGACUUUUCAAAAUGCAUAAUAUUGAUGGCAAGGAACUACUGAAUCUUACUAAGGAAAGUCUUGCUAAUGAAUUAAAAAUUGAGUCUCUAGGCCUGCGCAGCAAAGUUCUCCAGAAAAUUGAAGAACUGAGGAUGACAAUGACCUCAGUUUCUGUUCCUGAUGAGUUCCUGUGUCCUAUAACAAGAGAGCUUAUGAACGAUCCUGUCAUUGCCACAGAUGGCUAUUCCUAUGAAAGGGAAGCAAUGGAAAACUGGCUCAGCAAUAGACGAUCCAGUCCCAUGACGAAUCUUCCUCUCCACUCUCUUAUGCUCACACCAAACAGAACGCUAAAAAUGGCCAUUAGUCGCUGGCUAGAGACUCAGCAGAAAUAGUUAAACCACUUAAUUUUGAAGUUGGUUGUUAAAAUUAACUUACAUUUUAUGCAGCUGGAGGAAUUAAUUGUAUCAGAAACAAAUGGAAAGAAAAACUUGUGUUUCUCUUCUGUCUGUGGCUGGUUCAACCUUCACUGGUGGAAACUCCCAGAACAACUUUAAGUUCCUGGUAGUUCUACUUUGUGGUAUUUCUGUUUGAGAAUCAAGUACUCAAACUCAGUUUUUCAAAUAAAAUUUUCUUGUCAUUUUUACUACGUUUAUGAGUUUUGAGUCUUCAUCUUGCCAAGUCAGUCUUUCAGAAGGUAAGAAACAGCAAAGUACAGGACCUGUAUUUCUUUUUCUACUCUAACAAACCAAAAUGUGUCUAUCUUUCUCUGUUCCCCAUUACUGGACACAUAGUUGGAAAAGCUGGGAGAGAGUUUCUCCUGUAACCAUCAGGGACUGCAUCUCAUCCCACAGGUAUAUUAAUAAUCUUUAUUUUGUAUGGAAAGAGUACAGUAGCUGUGCAAAAAUAGAACUACAGGACAAGACUAAUAUAGGACUUGUACAAAAUAUCAAAGAAACAGUAAACAAUAAAUAAGCUAAAGUGUAACGAUACAAACUGCAAAAAGAAUGUGUAGAGCUGGGUACAGCUGUUUACAAUGUACACAGAACACUGGAAUCAAGCAUGAUGGGAAGAGUAUAAAGCUGAGCACUUCAACUGAAUUGCACUCAUAGGAAUGUCACUGCAGCAGUUCAGCUUUAGUAUGUUCUUGCCAAUAAAAAUCCUCAUUUCCUUAAAAAA